CCCUAUCCCGGGGUGGGACAGCGCCAACAAAUCAAAACAGACUUUGAGGAUCCAACCACUGAGGAUUAAACCGCCACGACCCUCAGAAGUCACCAUCAGUCUCUCUCUAGCUUUCCACCCGUCCACUAGUCCUGUUGGUUGAUGGAGGCAAGGAUAAUGAUGGGUGAGACGGAUGACUCCAGCAGCAUGGAGUCCGGGACCUAUCCGGCUUCAAUCCGGGCAGCCGUGAGUAGGGUGCUUCAAGGAUAUGACUGGAGUGUGGUGCCGGCACCUGUUAGGAAUGGUUCCGGUGGAUCGGGUAGUGGAGAUAGAAGAAAACCGUAUGUGAAGAGGCCCAUGAAUGCCUUUAUGGUGUGGGCCCAGGCUGCUAGAAGGAAAUUGGCAGAUCAAUACCCACACUUACAUAAUGCCGAAUUGAGCAAGACGCUCGGAAAAUUGUGGAGGUUACUCAAUGAAGAAGACAAACGGCCGUUUAUCGAAGAGGCUGAAAGGCUUCGUCUUAUCCAUAAGAGGGAACACCCUGAUUACAAAUACCAACCCAGAAGAAAGAAGGCAACAAAAUCUGGCAAUGAAAAGCCCCCACAACCUGCUGGUCAGGCUAACACGACAAUUGUAUUCAGAUCUCUGAAGUAUAGUGAUUCCUCCGAUUCCGGUUCUGUGAAAAUGGAGAGCGGGUCCGGAAACCCCUCGAGUCCACCCACGCCACCUUCCAGCCCUCCUCUGCAGACGCUCACCACCCUCAACAGAAGGCUCAAAACAGAUGGCAACACUUAUGAACCACCAAUCGACUUCAGCUAUGUAGAUGUCGGUCAGCUCACUAGAGAGGCUAUGGACAAUUUAGAUGAAUCUGAGCUUGACCAGUACCUCCCACCUGCCAAUGUAAGGCAAUAUGCUGGACUUUUGCCUCCCCUUAUAGAUGAUUUCGGGGGACCCUACCCAGUAAACACGGCUUCGUAUGUGGGCAAUGGAAGCCUUGUUGAUGAAAACUGGACUUGCUUCUAAAAGAAUCCAGGAGAAACAGUUUGACGAGUAUUUAGUCGGUGUCCGUGGGAAAUUGAUUGAGAUUUAUGUAAAAAGCCAAGAAUGAACUUGGGCUUUUCUGUAAAUACAAAUUUUUAUUUAAUUUUAAAGAAAUGUUUAUUGUUAGAUAACGUGGUAGAAAUGACAAAAUUAAAAAAUGGCGCUUGCCAUAAGUUAUUUGAAUUUUUUAAUUAUGCCAAAGAUAUUAUUUAACACUGACUGAAUCCCUUUUAUGAUAAAAAAAAGUAUUAUCCUCGGAAUUUUAAAGUAUAUCAUAAUUAAUUUAUGGCUUGAAAUAUAUAAUUUUUCAUAUAUAUUGUGUAACAGUCAAUCGAGCACAUUUCUCGUAAAUCGUACGAAUUUACUCAAUUUUGAAAUUAAAAUAGUAAUCGUACAGUAAAAAAAAUUAUAUCAAAAGCAAUAUAACUUUAAAUUUCAUUAAAAAAAAAGGACAUAGAAAAUGUCUGUAAUGGAUGAAAAUAUAAGGUAGGAAAUAGAACGUCAGAUGAAAUACUGAAAUGCAUCAAAGGAUUAAAUUCUUUCUAGUCAUCAACAUUAACAAGUUUUCUUUUCAAAAUAAUUAAUAUACUUUAACAUUAAAAACAUAUUUAAAUAUAAAAAACACUAUCGACAAAAUGACGAAUCUUUAAAAUAGACUUUUAGAGCGAUAGAACUCUUUUAUCAGGCGCAAGCUCAUUAUACAACAAAUGAAAUGUUCGCAUGCAGCUAAUAAAGCUUAGAACAUCUGCAUUACCAAUUCUACGCAAGCUGUUAAACAACAACAAAAAAAAACAUCUGCUUACUACUGUUCGAAUUCCAGCGGUUUGUUAUUCAGUCAGUGUUUAACUAUGUAUAUAAGAACGAGGAAAUCAGUUGCAUCUUUAUAUAAAAAAAAGUUGAAAUAUUUUUCCCACAUUAAUCGGGACACCGAAAAAAUAUCUCGCUAUAUGACACUGGUGCAAUGUUUUUUUUUAUACAACGGACUCAUCUCAUGGUUCUCAACAGCUGUGCUGUAACAGAAAUCAUGAUGGAAAUUAUCAUUUGUCUCAUAUGGACGUUUAAUCGCAUGCUACGGAAAAAAUUAUCACUGUUCAUAUUUUGAUAUAUGAUAUUUUACACAUUUUUAUCGGUACUUACCAUAUGUAGCAAAUAUUUUGUAUCUUCUUUUUUAUUUGUAUUCUGUUUCGAAGCCUGGUGCUCAUGGAACAAUAAAAUAUGUUAUAUUCUUA
Argiope bruennichi is the source of this 2249-nucleotide messenger RNA. RefSeq names its product transcription factor SOX-9-like. Gene Ontology annotation, biological process: regulation of transcription by RNA polymerase II. The transcript is spliced from 4 exons. Lineage: Eukaryota; Metazoa; Arthropoda; Arachnida; Araneae; Araneidae. Gene Ontology annotation, molecular function: RNA polymerase II cis-regulatory region sequence-specific DNA binding; DNA-binding transcription factor activity, RNA polymerase II-specific. Gene Ontology annotation, cellular component: nucleus. The coding region runs from base 142 to 1002 and encodes 286 amino acids. The record is from RefSeq and is a predicted model, not a curated record.